Messenger RNA from Fusarium tjaetaba, 690 nucleotides. Its product is annotated as voltage-gated hydrogen channel 1. Gene Ontology annotation, biological process: proton transmembrane transport. Gene Ontology annotation, cellular component: plasma membrane. The record is from RefSeq and is a predicted model, not a curated record. Gene Ontology annotation, molecular function: voltage-gated proton channel activity. The coding region runs from base 1 to 690 and encodes 229 amino acids. The transcript is spliced from 3 exons. Lineage: Eukaryota; Fungi; Ascomycota; Sordariomycetes; Hypocreales; Nectriaceae.
AUGUCGUCAACGGGCAUUGAACAUGUGAACAGCUCGCUGGAAGAACAGCCCCUUCUGCGACGGGGCAAGAGAAGACUUCCGUCCUUGAAUGUCCAGCAUUGGCAUUCUCAUCCUUUUAGAGGUGAUCAAUGGAGUGUGAGAAGUACGAAAGAAAAGACUGCGCAGUUCCUCUCAUCGAAAGCUGGGCAUUAUUCUGUUCUGACGCUGGUGUCGCUUGACGUUCUUAGCAUGAUCGCUGACUUCAUUCUCAAUCUGUUCAAAUGUGAGCAAGGCAAGAAGGGCUCAGACUGGGACCUGGCACUGGAGAUACUCGGCUCUGUCAGUCUAGUGUUCUCAUGCCUAUUCGUCGUCGAACUCAUUGCCUCUGUCUGGGCAUUCGGCUGGAAAUACUUCAACUCUUGGUUCCAUUGCUUCGACGCCUUCAUCGUCAUCGCAGGCUUCAUCACAGAUGUCGCACUCCGCGGUAUCAUCGAGGAGGUCGCUUCUCUAAUUGUCGUCAUGCGGCUUUGGCGAGUGGUCAAGAUUAUAGAAGAACUUGGUGUUGGAGCUCAAGAGCAGACGGAAGAGUUGAACGUCAAGCUGGAGAAAUGUGAGAGCGAGAAUGAAGAUUUGAGAAGUGAGAUCUCAAGGUUGAAAGGAGCGAUGAGGAAGGCGGGUCUGGACCAGGAUAUUGGAGGUAGUAUGAACUGA